This is a messenger RNA of Paralichthys olivaceus (Japanese flounder), 3345 nucleotides long. NCBI's taxonomy places the organism in Eukaryota, Metazoa, Chordata, Actinopteri, Pleuronectiformes, Paralichthyidae. The record is from RefSeq and is a predicted model, not a curated record.
GGGAAUGUGAAAGACUAUCAGCUGUGGGUCAUCUCUAAGAGGGACAACUCUCCCUAUCCUCUAAUAGGUCAUGAGUUUCCAUUCAGCGUUCAGAUGAGUCACGUGAGACACACGACAUCUCAAGGAGGCAGGGACACUGCGACACCAACUGCGGACAGACAGAGGGCGCUGCAGGUGAGCAAGCAGUGCCAGUUCAUCCUGAGGCCCCGACCCACGGAAAUGCUGCAGCAAGUAUCUGCAGACUUAAUUCAGAAGCCGUUUAAAAGGAGGCGGUCCUUCAUCACCUGGGCGUUCUGGCGAGGCUCCUCCUCACACCUGAAUGAGCUGUCACUUGCAGGAGCGCCCCGUGGCUUCCUGUUCGGACAGCCUCUCAGCUCAGUUUGUAUAGAGGACGCUCUGCCAAAGCCGGUCAUGGACAUGUUGGUGUUCCUGUACCACGAGGGUUCGUGGACGCGGGGAAUCUUCCGGCGGCCGGCGGGGGCUCGGGCCGUCAGGGAGCUGCGGGACUCUCUGGACGCCGGAGAGUUUCAACUUCCUCUGACACGCGACCAUGUCUUCAUCAUAGCCGGAGUCUUUAAGGAUUUCCUGCGCAGCAUCCCGGGCAGCAUGCUGUGUUCUGAACUACAUGAAGAAUGGCUGGAUGUUCUGGAGGAAGAGGAGGAGGAGGAAGAACAGGUGCAGGACAUACAGAGGAUGAUUUUUCGCCUGCCCAAAGGAAACGCCCUGCUGCUACGCCACCUGUUGGCCAUGCUGCAUGGCAUCCAGGGGAACGCACACGAGAACCAAAUGACAAGUUUCAACUUAUCGGUGUGCAUUGCUCCCAGCAUGCUUUGGCCUCCCGGAGCACCUUGCAGCCCUGAGGUGGAAGGAGAGGGAGCUAAGAAGGUUUGUGAACUGGUGAAGUUCAUGAUCGAACACUGUCAGCAGAUCCUAGGAGAGGACCCCAGCUCUCUGUUUGGAGGGCUGCCACAAAAGCUCAACACUGACGAGCUGGGAUCAGAGUCCUGGAAGUACCCUCUGACUGACUCGUCCUACGACAGUCUCGAGAACGAGUUGGACAACAGCAGCGGAGGGUCGCCUGGUCUCUGCAGCCGACGGCAGCUUCGAUCCAAACCUCUUCAAGGCAGCCUGGACUCCAUCCUCACGUUUAGCGACUACGACCAAGACACAGACCCAGAUACACACCACACACAAACAGACAGUCCACUUGGUCUGAAGCUAAACCCACUGCGGAGAUCCAGAGGACGGACACAGGACCCAGACCUGUCCAGCCCCAGCCAGGACUCACCGACCCUGGACACCUCCUCCACCCUGGACUCCCUGUCCCUGGAUGGACGGCACAGACAGAGGCGGCGCUCUGAACCGGCAAUCGCAUACAUGACCAAGUUCAGACCGUGUCUCACAGGGAGUACAGACGGUCUCACUGGUGAGGAUGAGGAAGAUGAAGAAAAGCCUUUACAGAAGCCAAGCAUUCACACACUCACUCACACACACUCUGGAGGUCAGAGCAGGAGAGCUGGAGGCGAGCUAAACCUUCAUGGUGGAGCUCUGGGAGCCAGCUCCUCCAGCCUCUCCUCUACCGCCACCUCCCCUGCACCCACACGCUCCUCCCUGGAUUCCCUUGACUCCCUAAGCAGUGACCACAUCUGCACAGCCAUACGGGGGCUUCACCUGUCCAAAACACGCCUGCCCUCCAUUGAUACCUCUGCAUCAAUUUCCACCGCUGUGACGUCUACAACUAGCAUCGGCUCCGUUCUGACCUCAAAUGGAUCUCCAGAGCUGGAAACAAUUCCCAAAGGCUCCCCACCCAGAGAACCACUCAACUGGGGGACUUUAAGAGGUUGCAGGGGCCUCCAUCCAAAUUCCUGGCUGAGGAAAGAUCGGAGAAUGUCACUGACCCAACAAGACAACUUAGAGAAAGACGACGAGGACAAGACUGGGGAAGGAUCCAUCGAUAUGUCGCUCACACUUGGCAAACUCGUCCCAGAAAAAGGAAAAGCAUGUGAGAAGGCAGGAGGAAAAGUCGUCUCCAGCAGUCAACAGAAGCCAAAAGUGUCCUGCAAAGAUACCAGAGGAGGGGGCCAUGUUAAACAGGACACAUCCAGCCCCCCAAGUCACCACCGCUCAACAGGGAGCCUCUACUUCCCUAAAUCUCCCUUAUGCCAUAGCUCAGACUCCAGGCAGCUCAGCACCAGCCAUGCCUCUACAGCAGGUGACAUCUCCAUCCAGAGGUGUGCAGCUGAACAUGACGUGAGCGAGCUGAAGCAGCCGUCACCAUCUUUAUUUUACAAGCACGGCCCUGCAUCUCUGUCCCUGUUUAAGCGACACAAGACUCACUCUGUAAAGGGUGAGUGUAACACCAGGCUCCAUCACCGCCGGGGGUCAGAGCCUGGACGGCAGGUGGUGGAGCAAGCCUCCACCCUCGGCCGGGCGAGGCUGCCCAGCGACCCAGGACUGAAGGUGUCUGAGGUGGAUUCGCAGGGUGAGACGUCUGAGGCCCGUUUCUGUCUCUCGCCCUGUGCCACCAAAACGGUGAGGGAGUACUUCUCCUCGCACCGGCGCAGCAACCCCCAGAGCAGCCAGCAGGUGGCGCUCGCACUGGUCGAGAGUCGCAGGGAGUGGCUGAAGAGAUGCAACGACCCCACAGCAGAGCCAGAUUUCGACCAGCUACUCUUUGCCGAAGAAUCCUACGUCUGAUUUAAUCCUAGACCGUAUUUAAAGAUGGACGACAAUACUGCUCCAUUAAAGUGAAGCCGAAGCGUCUUGAUUGGCUGACUGCAGUAUAUGUCAUAAUCCCCGCAUCCUUCAUGUUAGAAAAAGUAGUUCUUAUCAUAUUGGCGUUUUGCUCUUUUUUAUGUUAAGUUUGGUUCUGAUUAAUUAUUCAAUGGUGUAAAAUCGGGGUGAAACGUCCUGAUUGACAGCUGAGACUGACUCACGAUUGGUCAUGUGCAUGUAUUGAUGGGACCUCGCUACCACGACUCCACCCCCCCAUACAGGAUAGCAGGGUUCGUAUCCAGACUAUAUAGGCUUCACUUCUGGAUAGUGGAGGAAAGUUGAGACAUGUCGUCCAUCUUUAUAAACAGUCUGUGGAUUAAACCUGGAGUGAAAUUGGAUCAAGUAAAAAUACAACAUAAGAUGCUUUACUGCAGUAUAAUGAUGACGUCUUUGCUAUUUUCAAAUACAGAAUCAUACAGCUGCUUUUAAAACACUCAUACUCAACCCUUUCUAGUUUCAGUACAAUCCAGAGUUAAUAAGCUUUUCAGUUAACUAUGGUUCAACUCGCAAGCUUAAAGACAACAACUUCAUUAGAGGCUAAAACACAGGUUUUUAAGGCCCUUAGGCUUG